GUGCAGGGUUCAGUGGAGUCUCAACCCCUCUGUCAUGUCAGCGUGCACAUUGCUGCUGGUGUCUCAGGCAGGCUGUGGGCUCAACGAAUCCCUUCAGUUUUGUGAGCCCCCUCUGCAAACACAGAUCUCUGGCUGUUCUUGCAGGCUCUCUAGAGAAAGCAAACCUAUGGGAGAAUGUUUGGAGUGUUUCCCUUCUUCUGACCUUUGCCAGUGUUUUGGAGAACGGAUGUCUUUUGUCGAAAGCAACAUUACUAAAUACUUGGAAUCCUCUUCCUUUUUUAAAAGCGAGCACACCGAAGUAAACAUGCCCGCUGAACUGUGCUUUGGCCAUUCGGAGGUCUCUGGACAAGGAGAUCCUAAAAAGGAAAACCAGUCUUUGGAAUGUGCUGGAGAAUUGAGCACAGAGCAAGAAACAUCUAUUGGCCAAAACUCCAUCGAAUUGAAUGAAGCUGAUGGACUUUGCAUUGAAAAUGCUCAAAUCAAUGGUGAAUUUUCAGAUCAGUCUGGUUCGUCUGGAUACAGCUCUUUGUUGGACAGCUGCUCUGAGCACAGUGAGUGUUUUGAAACAAGCAGUUCUUCAGUUGACUUGGUUGAAAUAUGCCAAAAUGAUGAACUUUGUAUUGCAUUUGUGCCAAGUGAUCAAAGUGAGAUUUCUGAACAUGAUGCAGAACAGUUAACUUUGUCUGAGAUGAGCCUAGAAGAUUGUGAGUCUUUUCAACAAGAUGAAGGACAGAUCAUUUUAACCGAGAUGAGAUUAGAUGAUUGUGAUGCUUUUGAACAAGAUGAUGCAGAACAGUUAAACUUAUCUGAGAUGAGCCAAGAUCUUUGUGAGGCUUUUCAACAAGAUGAUGCAGAAGAAAUCAUUUCGCCCGAGAUGAGUCUAGAUGAUUAUGAGUCGUUUCCGCAAGAUGAUGCAGAACAGUUAACUGAGGAAGAUCUUUGUGAUUCUUUUCCUCAAGUUGGUGUUGAGUCCUCACAAUUUUAUCUCUUAGAUUAUGAAAUGCUUUCUGGGUGUGGUGCAGAAUAUCUGGAACAGUACAGCAAGUGUGAAAACAACAGUUCUGAAGACAGCUUAUCUGAACAAAACGAUGUAGUUGAACUAGAUUCUGAAGACUGUGAGACAUCUAAACAGUCCCAGCCUAACAAUCAAAACAAGCUUGAUGAAUACCAUGCCACACAUUUUGAAUCCCCUGAACUGUGUCAGGACUCUAAAGAAAGUAAGCCAUCUGACCACUGUGCGUCCCUUGAGCAAACACAGCUUACUGGGCAAAUGGACACCUCUGAUGACAGAGUUCUGCUAAACAGUCUAGAUGAUUGCAAUUGUUUGUCGGAGAGCUUUGAUUGUAUCCGGACCUUUAACUCUUCGACUGAAGGAUAUCAAGACUGUAACCAACUCUUUGAGCACAGCGAAGCCUCUGUAUCUUUUAAGGCUUUAGAACAAUGCACAAGCUGUGGAAUGUACUUCGAAAAAUGUGACGUCCUUGAACAAUGCACUCCCUCUGUGCCCACUGACCAUUCUGAGGGCCCACAUCAAAGCAGACUUGCAGAAAAUUGCCCGAAGUUGUCAGGAACACACGACUCCGUCUUUCACAAGCCUGAAGCAAAAAACAAAGAAAAUUUGCCUAACCAUAGCAGCAGAACUGAGGGUAGGAAACCAUCUGAGUGUGAUGCCAUGUUUUCUGGAUCAAUGGAAAUUUUUGAGGCUCGCUGGCUUUCUCAAUUUCUCACUGAUCUUUUGAGGCAUAAUAAAGAGACUUCAAGUCUUGCUGCUGAAAUUAGUGAGUCAAAUGGAGAGGUAGAAAAUGCUGAAGUUGUAGAUUCUAAACCUGAAGUUCAAGCUUUGGGUAUCUCUAGGAAGCUCUGUAGAAAGUGUGAAGAGCUGGAGAAAGGGAAAUGUUGUAAUGAUGAAACUCUUCAACCUUUUCAAGCUGAUGAUGAUGAUGAGGAGGAGGAGGAGGAGGAGGAGGAGGAGGAGGGAACUUUUGAACUCCACUCAAAUGUGGACAUCCUGGAUGCAGUGACCACGGGAGCAGGUUCUUCAGAUGAAUCAAGCGAGGAGGAGUACGGUGACUGCAUGGAUGCUAAAAGUCAAAGUAGCUCUGAUGAAUCAUUCAAAAGUUUUGUCGAUGAGUCUGAAUCGUUUGAAAUCUUCUCAGACCAACCAUGUGAUAAGCAAAACCUUUUUGCAGAGGAUGAUGAGUCCUCAAUUCAAAUGCAACAGCCAGAUGAGUGUCAUGAAGAAGGUAAUCAGAACUUUGACAUGUAUACACAGGGAAAUGAUGCUUGUGAAGAAGCAUGCGAGAUUGAUUCUGAGCGACAAGUGACAGGAAAGCAAAGCAGUAAAACAUAUGCUGAAGCUGUAGCUGUUGGACUCACUGUUGAACCAGUUCAAAUCCAAGAAUGUGCCAAACCAGAUGAGGUCUGUGAAACUGAAGCUUAUGGGCCUGAUUUUAUUGAGGAGAGUCUUGCAUUGUAUUCUGAGGCCAAGGGCAGUGAUCUUUGCGUCAAAAAUGGAGAGGUCGUUGAACCCCAUGUUGAUAUGCAUGUACAGUUGUCCUGUGUUGGAGCCGUUGAAGGUUAUGGACUGGAAGAAGUGGUUGAAAAUGCUUCCAGUAAUAUAUCUGGAGAUUCCACAGGGUCCUGUGAUGUAAAGGACACAUUUCAAGAAGCUGAUACUUCAGAAUCAUCUGAAGAAGAAUUGUUGGAAAAUGAGGUCUGUCAGAAUUUACCUGAAUUUCACAGGUCUGAGAACAAGGAAAUCAUACAAGAUCUCAGUUCUGUGGUUGAAACUGAUGAAAAUGAGGAGACACACCCUAACUUUUAUGAAAAUGAGGGGGCUCAUGGACCUUGUUGCGGAGAGAUUGAAACUACUGAAGAUGAAGAAACAACCCUUUUGGAUUUUGAAGAUCUUGUGAGAUGUUCUGAGGAAAGUGAUAAAGGUAAAGAGACACCAACUGCUGCUCAACUGCUCUCUUGUGCCUUUGAGGAACAGUCAAACACAGAGAUUGGCUCUCUUUGUGUAUCAGAUGGUCAGCAAGAAACCCAUACUGAGUCAAAAGACACCUCUGGGCUUCUUCAUCCUUCUGAAACAGAUGGUCUGCCCGAGGAGAAAGAGCAAAAUGAAAAAUUAGAGGAACUUAUACAUCAAAUUGCUAGAAGUGAGGCAUCUGAACAGGACACGUUUUUUAAGUCUGACCAAAACAAGACAAGUGAGCAGAGUGAUUCUUAUGAGGAUAGAGAUGUAUCUGAAGAUGAAGAAUACUCAGAGGACUGCGAUUGUGAAAUAUGUGUUCCGCCCAUAGAUCAGGUCCCAGCCAAGCCACUUCUUCCACAGAUAAAGUCUAAAGAUGUAGGGAAGAUCUGUGUAGUCAUUGAUCUGGAUGAAACACUAGUCCACAGUUCAUUCAAGCCGGUAAACAAUGCUGACUUCAUCAUUCCAGUGGAAAUUGAUGGGACAGUACAUCAGGUGUAUGUGUUGAAGAGACCUCAUGUUGACGAGUUCCUCAAACGGAUGGGGGAACUGUUUGAGUGUGUGUUAUUCACUGCAAGCUUAGCCAAGUAUGCCGAUCCCGUCUCGGAUCUGCUGGACAAGUGGGGAGCUUUCCGAAGCCGUCUUUUCCGGGAAUCUUGUGUGUUCCACCGUGGAAAUUAUGUCAAGGACCUAAGCCGUCUAGGCAGGGAUCUCAACAAAGUCAUCAUUGUGGACAACUCGCCAGCCUCCUACAUCUUCCACCCAGACAAUGCUGUACCUGUAGCCUCCUGGUUUGAUGACAUGUCUGACACAGAGCUGCUGGAUCUCAUCCCUUUCUUCGAAAGACUGAGUAAAGUGGAUAAUGUCUACACUGUGCUCAAGCAGCAGAGGACUACUAGCUAGCGAGACACUAAGGGCAGCUGUCACUAUGGGGCCAGGGAGGCUGCUGGGCUCGGAGCACCACACUGCUUCCCCCUAACAGGACCAGCCACUAGCUCAGUCCUCAUCACCUACCCAGAAUUCCAUUCACAUGAUGUUUGAUAGAGAAAAGAAGGCGAAUGACAGAACUGUGAAGGACUGCUUUAUCUAUUACAAGCAUAAAAUAACAAGCUGAUUGUUUUAACACUCGAAUGGGUGAAUCUCAGGAAAGCUGACAAGACCAUAUUUAACCCUGAAGUCAAAUAAUAGAAAUAAGAAAUUAUAUUUUGCUUAAGAAAAAUGAUUUUGCAUUUGUGAGAAUAUUUUGACAACUAAGCACAUUCCCCCCAAUUUCCGCCAUGAUGCAAAAAAUGCAAACUUAUAUUUACUGUAAUGUGUAAACAAAUAUGAUAAUAUAUUUAAAUUAUAUUGUAUUUAUACGUUAUGGUUAUAUUUGUUGUACUGCCUUUAAUGCUUAUUGCUAAAAAGUACUGUAUUACAGUUAUGAAAAUCUAAUGAAAAUCACUAGUGUGAAUAAUAAUAAUAAUAAUAAUAAUAAAAAAAAAAAAAAAAGAAAAGAAAAACACAAAAACAGUGUCCAGAUGCAUUAUGGUAAUGAUGAGGGAAAAACAUUUUAAUUGUCAUAAAUAAUUUCACAAUGCAAAAAAUAUCUGAAUUGUCAUAAAAUAUGCUAUUCUGAAUGCAAAUAUUAUUUUGUAUUUAUUUUUCAUUUGAAUUCAGGGGUAAAUGUGGCCUAGGCUUGUUUUUCGGUGAGAUUCACAAAAAGACGUGUCUUUCCUUCUUUGCAACUCUUUCAUUUUCAUGGUUGAGGGAAGCCCUGUUAAAAUGAAACAAGUUGAUUGUCCUCUUCGGUGGGUGAUUUGAGAAGAUUUGUGUUUUAAGAAAAUGACUUCCUCUUCUUGGGUUUAUAUCUUGAGUUAAGCUUCCCUCAUUCCCUUUGUUAAAUGAGUUUACCUCAAGAUCUUAAGUGAGGACAAAACCAUAAAUGGCAAUCACAUGAAUAAUAUGCUGUCUUUUUUUUUAUCUAGACAAGUUUAUUAGACUCUGAAACAAGCAUUCAUUAUCCCUUUAUUUUUUUUUUUUUUUUAAAAAUCAUGUUUUCUUCUCCAUUUUAAUUUCUAAAUCAGAAAUGAAAGAGUCAUGAUGCAAUCAGCAGCACUUGAAAUUCAAGUUUCACAAAGCAACAGAUGUGAGAAAGGGAAAUCGGCCCAGCACCUACUGUGUCACACGGUCCGUUUUCACUCCGAAGGUUAAGCUAAUGCACCUUUUGAAUCGUAUAAAGUAUGCUUUAUUGUGUCUAAUGCGAGGUCCUUCAAAGUGGCCUUAAAAUUACUGUAGCAAAUUUUUGUCAGACAAUAUCAAAAUGGUCUUAUUUACAAAAUCAGUUUGUCUGAGACUGUAUAGUUUUAAAUUCAUAACAGUAUGCCAUUUGUGUGUUUAUAUUAAUCAAAACAAGUAAAGAAUACUGGAAUCAAACCUUGAUUUGUCAGUGGAAACAGAUGUUUGACUUGUAAUGCCUUAACUCUCCAUUAGAUCACUAAAGCUGUUAGGUGGUUUAUUGAGAAAGUGAUGUGGGCAUUGGCGUAAGCAUGCUGUAACGUGGACUGAAGAGCCCCUGUUAACGUGCAGUUGACGUGCCUUCUUGUUAGUUGUGCCAUUUAAUAUGGAUGGUUUUCCUCAUGGGGAUCGUAUACUUGCUCAGCACUAUUUGAGUUGAUUGUUCUGCAAGUGCCAAUGUUGAUGUUCAUGUGUACGAGAGAGAGUGGAAAGAUGAUGUUCUGGUUUUUAAUACUGGUGUUUUGUCAAUUUUUCAGUGUUUGACUUUUUAAAUAGUUUUGGGGAUGGCGAAACAAUUGCCAUCUUUCUAUAUUUGUGAUAUUAAUGAAAAUAGUGCUGUGCCAUGGAGAAAAAAAAAAAAAAAGAUUUUGUUAUUCAUAAAAGUUUAAAGAGCA
Molecule: messenger RNA, 5862 nt
Organism: Ctenopharyngodon idella (grass carp)
Lineage: Eukaryota; Metazoa; Chordata; Actinopteri; Cypriniformes; Xenocyprididae
Gene: ctdsp1
Product: CTD (carboxy-terminal domain, RNA polymerase II, polypeptide A) small phosphatase 1
Exons: 6
Coding region: 35-3874 (1279 amino acids)
Molecular function (GO): RNA polymerase II CTD heptapeptide repeat phosphatase activity
Source: RefSeq, a predicted model, not a curated record